AUGCUCGGCAAAAUUGCACUUGAAGAGUGCUGGACAAUUCCAGAGGAGUUGGCGAAUAAUGAUCCCGGCAAGUUUGUUGCAGCUGGAACUGGCUCUCGUCUGACAAAUGAGCUGCUCGAUAUUCACGACUCGCGCCUCAAGCAAAUGGAUGAAAAUGACGUGGAUUUCAUGAUUCUCUCAUUCAAUUCACCCGGCUGCCAGGGCAUUGCCGAUAAGACCCAAGCCGAGGCUCAGGCGACGCUGGCAAACGACCGCAUGGAAGCGGAGGUGAUGAAGGCUCCAAAUCGCUUUGCAGCGUUUGCCGCGCUGAGUAUGCAUGACCCGGCACAAGCGGCGGCAGAGCUUCGUCGAUGCAUGACGGACUUGAAGGGCUUCGUCGGGGUUCUGCUGAACGACUAUCAGAGUUGCGGCGAUGACGGUAACGGCAUGCUCUACUAUGAUCAGCCGGAGUACGAUGUAUUCUGGCAAGCUGCAAACGACCUCGAAGCUCCUGUAUACAUGCAUCCACGGCCUUCCAACAAGCUCAUCCACAAGCUGAUGUGGGACGGUCGCCCGUGGCUCGACUUUUCUGCACUGGGCUAUGCUGAUCGUCUCAACAUGCAUAUCCUGGGAAUCGUGACAAACGGUAUUCUGGAUCGAUUUCCGAAGGUCAAGCUGAUCUUUGGGCACAUGGGCGAGCAUAUUCCGUAUGACAUCUACCGGAUUGACCAUAAGCUCGAUCGCAGCCGCUUCCCCAACAUGCCUAUGAGGAAGGACAAGCUUGUGCGUGACUACUUUGGCGAACAGCUCUUCGUCACAACGUCUGGGCAUUUUUCCACUCCCGCGCUGAUGUGUGCAAUGGGCGAGGUCGGGGUGCAGUCCAUCAUGUUUUCUAUUGACUACCCUUUCGAGAGCAUUCCGAAUGCCUGCGGUACGUAUGAAAGCUCUCGUCCGAUGCAUCCAGUGUUGUUUGACGAGGCCUCUAACAAUGCGUCAUUCAGCUUGGUGGGAUGA
This is a messenger RNA of Trichoderma reesei QM6a, 993 nucleotides long. RefSeq lists its product as uncharacterized. The transcript is spliced from 2 exons. Gene Ontology annotation, molecular function: hydrolase activity; carboxy-lyase activity. The record is from RefSeq and is a predicted model, not a curated record. Gene Ontology annotation, cellular component: cytoplasm; cytosol. The coding region runs from base 1 to 993 and encodes 330 amino acids. NCBI's taxonomy places the organism in Eukaryota, Fungi, Ascomycota, Sordariomycetes, Hypocreales, Hypocreaceae. Gene Ontology annotation, biological process: secondary metabolic process.